CCCCCAUAGCACUUAUUUCCCAUGGAUGAUCACAACCGAAACCACAUCAACAACACCCACAACAGCGGCUCGGCGUACGACCGCGACACGGCCGGGCCGGUCCGGUCGAGAUGGACACCAAAGCCCGAGCAGAUCCUCAUCCUAGAGUCCAUCUUCAACAGCGGCAUGGUGAACCCCCCCAAGGAGGAGACGGUGCGGAUUCGCAAGCUUCUCGAGCGGUAUGGGUCGGUCGGGGACGCGAACGUGUUCUACUGGUUCCAGAACAGGCGGUCGAGGUCGCGCAGACGACAGCGGCAGAUGCAAGCCGCGGCCGCACUGAACAAUCCCGCGGGAGGCGCUUGUGCCCAACUAGGCGGUGCAAGUCUAUGCGAUCCCAACGCUUUGUCGAGCGGUUAUUCGAACAACGGAAACUUCUUUUCUUGCUCUUCUGCUUCUUCUGCUUCUUCUGCUACUGCUAGUAGUUCUAAUUUUAUUGGAGAUGAUAGUGAUGAUCUCUUUGCUAUCUCUCGUCAAAUGGGCUACAUGGAAAGUAAGAGUCAAGUUCCAACUUACAUGUGCUCUACUCCUGAGGUGUCUCAACUGCAAUAUCAACCUGGGACUAUCACAGUGUUCAUCAAUGGAUUACCUACGGAAGUUCCGAGUGGCCUAAUCGACAUGAGAGCUUUGUUUAGAGAAGAUGCAGUUCUUGUGAACACCUCUGGGGAGCUUCUUCCUAUCAAUGAGUACGGAAUUCUCAUGCAGAGUUUGCAAAUGGGCGAGAGUUAUUUUCUGGUUUCGCGGCCAACUUAGUUCGAGCUGCAUCAUCGUCAACAUUCGAAUAAUAAUCUCAUUACAAUCGAUCGAUCGAUCUCUCGAUUUUUUUUCCCUUUUUUUCGAACCAAUUUCAUGCUUGCUAAUAAUCCAAAUCUGUUCUCACAAGCUCUUUACUUUGAAGUUUGAAGCUUAAUUACUAAUAAUAUAUUUCUGGUGAUGCUGUAACUUAUCGAGUCAAGAUAUAUUCAAGAGUCUGAACAUGAUU
Molecule: messenger RNA, 1018 nt
Organism: Ananas comosus (pineapple)
Lineage: Eukaryota; Viridiplantae; Streptophyta; Magnoliopsida; Poales; Bromeliaceae
Product: WUSCHEL-related homeobox 6-like
Exons: 3
Coding region: 22-789 (255 amino acids)
Biological process (GO): adventitious root development
Molecular function (GO): DNA binding; DNA-binding transcription factor activity
Source: RefSeq, a predicted model, not a curated record